Messenger RNA from Arvicola amphibius (Eurasian water vole), 1767 nucleotides. It is a transcript of the gene Tcerg1l, whose product is annotated as transcription elongation regulator 1 like. The transcript has 12 exons. Lineage: Eukaryota; Metazoa; Chordata; Mammalia; Rodentia; Cricetidae. The record is from RefSeq and is a predicted model, not a curated record. Gene Ontology annotation, molecular function: RNA polymerase binding; transcription coregulator activity. Gene Ontology annotation, cellular component: nucleus. Bases 1 to 1767 code for a protein of 588 amino acids.
AUGCUGGCGGGCGCCAGGCUCCAGCGGCGGCGGCGGCAGCUGCAGCAGCCUCAGCAGUCCCGGCGGCGGCAGCCUUUCCCGUGGCCGAUGAAUGCAGACCCGCCGCCACCGCCCUGGGUUUGGAUGGUCCCUGGCUCCACCGGGCUGCUCCGGCUCGGCGCCGGGGUCGCGCCCCCGCCGGUGCUACUGGCUUCGGCGCAGCCCGCCGCCGCCCCGCUGCUUGCGCGGUUGCCGGGCUGGCCAGCCCCGGGCGAGCCCCUGCUGCCUCUGCUGCCGCUGCCCUCUGCGCCAGAACACGCCGUGCACCAUUAUCCCCUGCUCCCCGGACAGUGGCUGUUUGGUGGUCAUUCUCCAUCCAUAGGACUAUCCCCCUCCUCUGCUGUGGAGUUGGUGCCCCUUUUCCCACAUGUCUGCCCUUCUGCUCUGCCACCUCCUGUUGGGAAAAGCUGGAUAGACAAGAGGAUGCCUAAUUACAAGAUCUUUUUAAAUAAUUCCUUUGCUCUGGACUCAACGUGGAUAUAUCCCGAGGAAUCAGGACUCUUCCACAGCCAUGAAAAACCUCAUUUUCUGGCAAACCAAGUAACUCCAUCUCUGUCUAGGCCAGCUCCUGCCUCCAGGCCACUCCCCACUGUGGUAUUAGCAGCUCAACCAAUAUCAGGUGGUUGCCAUAAUAGCCUUAAGCCAAUCAGCAGUGGUCCCACCAUCACCAUCACUGCCGCCGCCGCUGCUGCAGCUGCUGCCAUGGUCUCCGUGGACCCUGAGGAGCUCCGGGGCCUGUCACCCUCCAUUGUGCAGCCCUGCCAUUUCCUGACAUUGACCCCCAUCAGAAUCCCCCUCCGGACCACCCCCUUCUCAGAUAAAAGCAAAGAGCUCAGCCGUGCACCCCGUCCUCCUGCGCUGAUGCUACGUGCCCCAGAGAGGAAAAACCUGGCAGGAGACAAAGAGGACAAGGAGCCUCCACCCAUCCUGGUAAGAGGGGAGGAGACUGAAGCAAAAGGCAAUAGACCUGUGGCCUCCACGCCUGUGCCCGGAUCCCCCUGGUGUGUGGUCUGGACAGGGGAUGACCGGGUUUUCUUCUUCAACCCGACCAUGCAGCUGUCAGUCUGGGAGAAGCCCAUGGACCUGAAGAACCGUGGGGAUCUCAAGAGGAUCAUCGAGGACCCACCCCACAAACGCAAGUUGGAGGCCUCAGCAACUGAAAGCAGUGUUGGAUCCAGUUCAGAAGAUGGCAGUGAGGACCAAAGUGUGAAAACUAAGAGGAAUAGGAUUGAAAGCUGUGAGAGUCCUGGACCAGAGGAGACCCAGCAAGUAGACAAGGGGCCACAGACGCCGCCCCCACAGAUUCUCCUGCCCCUGGAGGAGCGUGUGACCCAUUUCCGAGACAUGCUGCUGGAGAGAGGGGUAUCAGCAUUUUCUACUUGGGAGAAAGAACUGCAUAAAAUUGUGUUUGACCCACGAUAUCUCCUGCUAAACUCUGAGGAACGCAAGCAGAUAUUUGAACAGUUCGUCAAGACAAGAAUAAAAGAAGAAUACAAGGAAAGGAAAAGUAAAUUGCUGCUAGCCAAAGAAGAAUUCAAGAAACUUCUAGAAGAAUCUAAAGUAUCACCCAGGACCACAUUUAAAGAGUUUGCCGAGAAGUACGGCCGGGAUCAGAGGUUUCGGCUUGUUCAGAAGCGGAAGGAUCAGGAGCACUUUUUCAACCAGUUCAUACUUAUUCUAAAGAAACGGGACAAGGAAAACAGACUCAGGCUCCGGAAAAUGAGAUGA